This is a messenger RNA of Symphalangus syndactylus (siamang), 3786 nucleotides long. It is a transcript of the gene XRRA1, whose product is annotated as X-ray radiation resistance associated 1. Gene Ontology annotation, molecular function: protein binding. The record is from RefSeq and is a predicted model, not a curated record. NCBI's taxonomy places the organism in Eukaryota, Metazoa, Chordata, Mammalia, Primates, Hylobatidae. Gene Ontology annotation, cellular component: nucleus.
GCGAAGUAGUCAGAGGACGUGGCCGCGGGGCUUGCUGGGACUUGAGGUUAGACGUCCCGGCCGUCGGUUGCCGCCUACAGCGUCUGCCGUCGCGUCGCAGUUACUAAGGCGUGGGGAAGAUAGCGGCAGGCACCACAGUGGAGCGGCUCCGAGAUCCCCGGGAGGCUCGCAGACGCGCAUCCCUCCUGACUGGGACGUCGCCUCCGCAGACCUCUCGGAGGCUGAAGCGACGCCGGAGGCAGGCAAAGAAACAAGUGGAGAAACAACAAAAAAAGGAAGUUAAGGGGCCAUUCCCAAAGUCAAAGAUCAAGGAAAUGGCCUCCUCAGGAAUCUACAAGCUGGAUGAUGGGAAGCCUUACCUGAACAACUGCUUUCCAGCCAGAAAUCUGCUUCGCAUGCCGGAGGAAGGCCAAGGACACUGGUUAGUGGUUCAGAAAGGUAACCUCAAGAAGAAGCCCAAGGGUUUGGUUGGAGCACAAGCUGAACGUCGGGAAAGCCUGAAGGUGACUUCUUUUGAGUUCAAGGGGAAGAAAGGGUCUCGGCGGGAAAAUCAGGUGGACCUUCCUGGACGUAUCCUGGACCAGGCUUUUCUGCUGAAGCACCACUGUGUGAGGAAGCCAUCAGAUCUGUGCACCAUUAAUGUGAGUGGCCUGAAGUUCUCCAAGGCUAAGGAAAAUGACUUCAAGCAUUUUCAUUCUGUGAUUUAUAUCAAUGCCUCAGAAAACCUGCUGCCUCUAGAGGCAUUUCACACGUUUCCAGCCCUAAAGGAACUGGAUCUCGCAUUUAAUGGCAUCAAAACUAUCUACGUGAAAUAUGGAGACUUUAAGUUAUUGGAAUUCUUGGACCUUUCCUUCAACAGCCUGACUGUGGAGGCCAUCUGUGAUUUGGGGAUUCUGCCACACCUCCGUGUCCUGCUCCUCACAGGCAAUGGCCUCACCUCCCUGCCGCCCAAUUUGGCCAUUGCAGAGCAGGAGGCAUCUGUAACAUCGCUGACAAGCAAGAGGUACAUCCUGAGGUUCCCAGCGCUGGAGACACUGAUGCUGGAUGACAACAGACUCUCCAAUCCCAGUUGCUUUGCCAGCCUGGCUGGGCUCAGGAGACUGAAGAAGUUAAGCCUGGACGAAAACAGGAUUAUCAGGAUCCCAUACCUGCAGCAAGUUCAGCUCUAUGACGAGUCAGUGGACUGGAAUGGAGGCAGGGGAAGUCCCCAAAAAGAGCCCCAAUUCAUGCUGCAGUCCAAGCCAAGGAUGCCUGAGGACUCAGAUGAGCAACUGGAUUAUACUGUACUGCCCAUAAAAAAGGAUGUUGACCGGACAGAGGUUGUGUUUUCAUCUUACCCUGGAUUUUCAACCUCAGAGACAACCAAGAUAUGUUCACUUCCUCCCAUAUUCGAGAUCCUUCCUGUGAAGUCACUGAAGGCCAGGAACCAGACGCUGGCCCCACCCUUCCCAGAGCUGAGAUACCUUAGCCUGGCCUACAACAAGAUCGCAAAAGAGGAUGCUGUCCUACCAGUAGCUCUCUUCCCAUCUCUCUGCGAGUUCGUCUUUCAUAACAACCCUCUGGUGGCCCAUACACGAGGGGUCCCUCCACUGCUGAAGAGCUUCCUCCAGGAGCGACUGGGAAUCCACUUAAUUCGAAGGAAGAUAGUAAAACCUAAGUAUCAUGUUUUGAUGUCUCGGAAGGAAUCACGGAAGGUGAAAACCGAAAUCCCAAAGGUGCCAAAGCAGCCUCUGGUGCUCCAUCACCCACGCGUGACUACAGUUAAGUCUCCCUCAAAGGAUAUGCUAGAGGCAGAGCUGGCUGAAGAUCUGCCCACUACCAAAAGCACUUCUGUGGAGUCAGAGAUGCCCACUGAGAGCCUGGAAGGCCUUUCCCUGUCUCGGCGGAUCUUCGUGCCACUGCCUCCCAUCUGCUCCGACUCCACUGUGCAUAGUGUAGAGACCCUGUCCCACCUGAGUGACACAGCUGUCCACCUCAGCCCAGAGCGCCCAUCAGAUGAGGACUCCAAGAGCACAGAGUCCAUCUUCCUGACCCAGGUGAGUGAACUGCCUUCCUCUGCCAUCCAUAAGGAUGAUUUAGAGUUGAAGGAGAAAGACCAAAAGAAACCACCAGCGGCACCCAGAGAGGUGAAAGGGACUCGGAGGAAGCUCCCAACUGCCUCCCUUCCCAGCAAGUACCACGGCUAUGAAGAACUGCUGACAGCCAAGCCUGAUCCAGCCUUCAUUGAGCCAAAGGGAAUCCAGAAGAAUGCACAAGCCCUGCAAGAAAUGCUGAAGCACCCACUCCUGUGCCACUCCUCCAAGCCCAAGCUGGACACUCUUCAGAAACCCUAUGUUCCCAAAAAACGGGUGCUGUCCUGCACCGGUGGACAGAACGGCGGCUGGUGAAUCACAAGCAGUACCUGGAGGCCAAGAGGCUGUUGAAGGAGUUCCAGGCACGUUACCGGCAGCUGGUGAGUGGCUCUCUGCGGACAGUGUUCAGGACUACCCCGCUCCCCCCGGCCUGCCCAGCGCUGAGUGAGAGCCAGCCCAAAUUUGGCCGCUUCCUCGAGUUCAUGGAUGAGUUCUGCCAGGAGCCCACAGCCAGUGACUCACAAGGCUAGGGCUGUGCAUGGAGGCUGUGUGCACCACCCGGCCUGUGCCCCAGCUCUCCCCGAGGGCUCUGUGCCCUGGACCGCACCUCAAGGUUGACCAGCCGGCCACAGGCCUCAGAGCUCAGCUGGGCCCCACUCGCUGGCCACAAGGUGGCAUCCCCUUGUCAAGAUCUCCCCUCCUUGGCCCAGGCAUGACCUGGUGCCUGGCCCAGCGGCAAUAAAGAGUGGGUGCACAGGGCAAUAGACCGGGUACCAUAUGCAUUCUUUCUUGGAACCCAGGCCACAGCAGCAUUGUCAUACCUCCCUCUAAAAAUGGUUUUCCAGUUCAGAUGCAACAGGGAUACAUUUGUUCUCUGUUGUAUGAGAAACUGACACCAAGGGGAUCUUACCAAAUUCCUGAACAAUGGUUCCAAAAAGGGUAUUUUUAAAAACCAGAUCUUGUGAGUACAGCGCUAAUGUGCAGGGACAGUGUCAUCCUGUAUAUUCAUUCUUUACUCAGACUCUUUCUUGGUUCCUUCAUUAGGAGCAUGAAUGGUUGAACGUGAACAUGAUAGUAAAUUGGAGCAAACUGUAAACUGGAGAUAACUUAUGCCAAAAGACAUGGUUAUACACCAUGGAAACCCCAUCCCUGCUCCUAAUCUCUACUGCCAUUCAGAAUGCCAAAGCAAGACAUCCAACAUGGGGCAUCUCCCAGAGCACAUACAGCACCAAAAAUCCACACACAGCCUAAGCUUAACCCAUGUUUUUGUCUGAGAUUGUUCUCCAGAGACAAGACUCUGACUAGAAACAGAACAUCGACUUUCAUGAGUUUCCUUUACUGUAUUCUCAACUUGGGCCUCGCCUUAAGCAGGCAAACAUACAUUGAAGAAUGCACUUUGGUACUGUUUAAAUAACACAUCAGCCCACUUGAUUCCAUGCCAUGUCCUUGCUGACAGAAGCAUCCCCAACAGGGCAUGCCCUGGUCCAAGUCCUCUGUCUUUGUCAAAAUGCUCUUCUGAUGAGUUGGAGAGGAGGCAGCCAGCAGUGGCAGUCCACAAGGAUCCAGGUACCUUCUCCAAUCCUAAAGCAGACAGCAGGUUGAAUAAAACCAAUACACAACCUAUUUUCUAGGCAGGAGGGGAAAAGGCCCUUUGGACAAUAUUUGUACAAAGAGUUGAGAGUAAACAGUAUAUCAGGCUCAAAAAAAAAAAAAA